Messenger RNA from Podarcis raffonei (Aeolian wall lizard), 2394 nucleotides. RefSeq names its product mex-3 RNA binding family member D (gene MEX3D). NCBI's taxonomy places the organism in Eukaryota, Metazoa, Chordata, Lepidosauria, Squamata, Lacertidae. Gene Ontology annotation, molecular function: RNA binding. The record is from RefSeq and is a predicted model, not a curated record. The transcript has 2 exons. The coding region runs from base 375 to 2309 and encodes 644 amino acids.
CGCAUGCGCGCUCCCGGCCGCUCCUCCCGGCGCCGGCUCUCAUUGUUGGGCACCGGGUGACGCGCGGGCGUCGCGGGGCGAGGCUCGGACGCCUGGUGGGUGCGGGGCAGCUGGCUGGGCUCCCCUCCUCCUUCUCCUCCUUCCUUCCUUCCCUCCCUCUCUCUCUCUCUCUCUCUCUCUCCUCCUCCUUCCUUGGAUGGGCUUGCAAACAAAAGAGGGGGGCUGGGCGAAGGGGCUGGGGCGCGCGCAAAGGCGGGCGGCGGCUGGGGGCGGUGCGCAGCCCCCCAAAAGCCGGGGGUCCCAGGCUGGGGGGCCAGCAGGAGGAAGAGGAGGAGGAGGAGGAGGGAGAGGGAGGAGGGGGUCGGGGGCCUGCCAUGCCCAGCGCCCUCUACCAGCUGGAGGGGGGGCCCGGCACCUGCUGCCCCCCUCCCGGCUUGGGCAGCCUGCUGCUGAACCCCCAGAUCCUGCCCCCCGCUUGCUUCGACCCCAACAGCAUCCUCCUCCCCAAGGGAGACCUCUCAGAGCAUCCUUCCUCUCCUCCUGCGACGGAGGACCACCAGAGGGAUGAGGAUGAAGAUGAUGGAGAAGAAGAAGAAGACCCCUCCGCCGCUCUCCGCUUCGCCCUGGACCAGCUCUCCAUCUUGGGCUUGGCUAAGGAGGAGGAGGAGGAAGCGGCUAGAGGAAAGGCGGAGGAGGAGGGUAGAGGAGGAGAAGAGGAGGAGGAUGCGGCGGCGCAGCAGCAACAUCAGCACCAGGAGAAGGAUGGAGACCAUGGACCGCUUCUGGAAGAGGCAGAGGGGCUGGACCGCUUUGCCUAUGCCGGAGGAGCAGGAGGAGCGGCGGCGGCGGCUCUGCCCCUCCUGGGCCCCGAAGGCAGCAGCGCCCCGCCACUCCCCGAGAUCUUCGGGGCCUUCCCGGCCCACUUGGGGGCCCCCCACGCCCCGCAGCCCCCCCUGCUGGCCGGGCAGCACCUGGGCAGCAUCGGAAGCCGCAAGAGGAGCGUCAACAUGACCGAGUGCGUCUCAGUGCCCAGCUCAGAACAUGUGGCCGAAAUUGUGGGCAGGCAAGGGUGCAAGAUCAAAGCCUUGCGGGCAAAAACCAACACCUAUAUCAAGACCCCGGUGCGAGGCGAGGAGCCGGUCUUCAUCGUGACGGGGAGGAAAGAGGACGUCGAAAUGGCCAAGCGCGAGAUCCUCUCGGCCGCCGAGCAUUUCUCCAUGAUCCGAGCCACGCGGAACAAAGCCAGCGGCACGGGGGGCUCGAUCCUCGGCCCUCUGAACCUCCCAGGGCAGACGACCAUCCAGGUCCGCGUCCCGUACCGAGUGGUGGGCCUGGUUGUGGGCCCCAAAGGCGCCACCAUCAAACGCAUCCAGCAGCAGACGCACACGUACAUCGUCACCCCCAGCCGAGACAAGGAGCCCGUCUUCGAGGUGACCGGCAUGCCUGAGAACGUCGACCGGGCGCGGGAGGAAAUCGAGGCACACAUCACCAUGCGCACCGGCUCCUUCGUCGACGUCAACGCCGACAACGACUUCCACUCCAACGGCACCGACGUCUGCCUGGACCUCCUGUCUGGCGGACCCUCCAGCCUCUGGUCCAAAGCCCCCAAUCCGGCCCGCCGCGCCCUGCCUGGCCUCCGCAGCGAUGCUUCCCCGGCGGAGACCUAUUUCGGCGGCCCCGUUCCCGACGGAGCGCCCAGCAGCCCGUUCGGCGGCGGCUCUGGCGGCUUCCCCUUCAGCGACGCUCUGGGCUCGGACGACGGCGACUUUGCCUUCGACUUCCUCCCCUUGGAGCUGGCGGCGCCGGCCCACAUCUGGUCUCCGUUUGAGCCCCCCGCCGACCCACUCCAGGCCUUCAGCCGAUCUUCCUCCUCCUCGCACAGCGGCGCUUCGCAACGGCGCAAGAGCACGCCACGGCACUCGCCCACCUUCCCAGAGGCCGCGGCGGCCCUGGAGCACCCGCUGGCCCGCCGGAUCCCGAGCGAUCCGGUCAGUGCCGUCCCGUGGCUGCCACCACAGGGAUCCCUCUCGUCCUUCUCCAACAGCACCGGCUACUCGUCGUCAUCAUCGCUGCCCGGGAGCCUCUCGGCCGCGUCGGGUUCCCCCACCGACUCCACCGGUUCCGAGGGCCCCCGCAAAGCUUCCCGCGAGUGCAUGGUCUGUUUCGAGAGUGAGGUGAUCGCCGCGUUGGUGCCCUGCGGCCACAACCUCUUCUGCAUGGAGUGUGCCAUGCGCAUCUGCGGCCGCUCCGACCCCGAGUGCCCGGCCUGCCAUACACCUGCCACGCAAGCCAUCCACAUUUUCUCAUAGGUGCGGCGGGUUCCCAGGGGUCCGGCGGCCCCGUUUUCCCACCCCACUUUACAAAAACACGGCCGGCUUUUUGCGAACUUCAAAA